Messenger RNA from Asparagus officinalis (garden asparagus), 1433 nucleotides. Its product is annotated as B-box zinc finger protein 22-like. The record is from RefSeq and is a predicted model, not a curated record. Lineage: Eukaryota; Viridiplantae; Streptophyta; Magnoliopsida; Asparagales; Asparagaceae. Gene Ontology annotation, biological process: photomorphogenesis; regulation of DNA-templated transcription. Gene Ontology annotation, molecular function: zinc ion binding. Gene Ontology annotation, cellular component: nucleus. The transcript is spliced from 4 exons.
ACCACCACUUGCACCCAUAAAAUAUCCCCAGCCACCACCGACUCAAAACCCUAAUUUGGGAUCGAGAAGAAAUUUUUGGGGGUAAAUUUUUCUUUUUUCUGAGGAUGAAGAUACAGUGCAACGCUUGCGAGGCGGCGGAGGCGGCGGUGAUGUGCUGCGCCGACGAGGCGGCGCUCUAGGACUGCGACGAGAAAGUGCACGCCGCCAACAAGCUCGCCGGAAAACACCAGCGGGUCCCCUUGAUCUCCGCUGCGUCGCCGCCGCGAGUCCCAAAGUGCGAUAUUUGCCAGGAAGCUUCUGGCUACUUCUUCUGCUUAGAAGAUCGAGCAUUGCUAUGUAGGAACUGCGAUGUCUUCAUACAUACGGCAAAUUCUCUUGUUUCUGCCCACCGAAGAUUUCUGGUGACAGGAGUUCAAGUGGGCCUUGAACCCACUGAAUCACUCCCAUCCUCUGUAAAGGAACCAUCAAGCUCUGCAGGAAGAGCCCCUGAGCCACCUUGUAGAUCACUACCCAAUGGAAAUCCCUCUGUGCAAUUUUCUGCUCAAGCUAAUCAAGCAUUUUCCACCCAAACAAGCAAAGAUGAGUAUCUCGGUCCAUCGAAGGCAUCAUAUUCUGGAGUUAACAUGGUUGGAAGUUUGCUGGAUUGGUCUGUGGACGACUUAUUUAGAUUUUCCGAGUUCAACCAGAGCUAUGGUAUCCCGGAGAACGGUUCAUCUAAGGCGGACAGUGGCAAGCUUGGGAGUUCUCAGGGCUCACCACCAUUCCCUGCCGAUCGAAAUGUUGAUUUUGACGAAUGCUUGGGCCAAGUGCCGGAGAUUUCAUACAAUGAAGUACCCGAGAUUCCAUCGCCACCCACAGCUUCAGGGCUCCAUUGGCAGAGAAACCUACAUUAUAAUGGAGCCGAUCAUACUGCUUUUGUGCCUGAUAUAUGUCCUGCUAAUCUUUAUGGAUAUCAGGGUAAUCUCAAGCGUCGCAGGCAAUUCUAGAGUACGAAUAUAGCUUGUAUGCUCUAACGCGAUACAAAGCUUGCAGACUCACCAAUGUCACCCAAGGACAAUAUUUGCCAAAAUUUCACUCGGUGAAAGAGUCAAAAAAAAAGUUAACCCAAGAGCUCUAUCUAAAAAACAGAGAGUAUAGGCGUCGUUUGUUCAAAACAAGGAUACUAAAGGGGUCUAUGCGCAAUUAACCCUUGUAGGUUUGCUAGCACUUUUGGUAUCCACUCGGAUUAACUGCUGAGUUGGGCGACUCUCCCUGAUCGUAUAUCGAGCUUUCCCUGAGCUGUUGUAUACUUGUUUGCGUUGUUGUAAUGUUGAACAAACUUCUGUUAUCUUCGCCCGUGUCAAGUUCUUUGGUCCAGAAAAGAUUUCAACGGUUUUACUGUUUGAUGUGGUGGAGAAGUUAAGUCGUACAUAGAUGUGUGGGUGUUGGGAGUU